Molecule: messenger RNA, 3937 nt
Organism: Amphiprion ocellaris (clown anemonefish)
Lineage: Eukaryota; Metazoa; Chordata; Actinopteri; Pomacentridae
Gene: pde5aa
Product: phosphodiesterase 5A, cGMP-specific, a
Exons: 20
Coding region: 114-2951 (945 amino acids)
Biological process (GO): signal transduction
Molecular function (GO): protein binding; 3',5'-cyclic-GMP phosphodiesterase activity
Source: RefSeq, a predicted model, not a curated record
UCUGCCACUUCUUCUGUCUGCCUCCUCACAGGUCAGUCGAUUCUCCUGCAUAAGCCACUGAGAGUGAAAAGCUGAGUUUACCCGAUCUUUUUUCGCAUUACCUGAGCGAGGGGAUGCCCUGCCUGCUCUCUGAAGCUCUGGAAUCCAUGGAGUCUGGCAGCGGAACUCCCGGGGCAUCCCUUGAUGCGGGCUCACGGAAGUCCCUCCGCACGGAGACGGUGAGGGAGAGGCCGAUGGUCCAAGGGAUGGGCUGGUUCUUCUCCCCGCUGUGGACUCCGCGCUCCAAGUCGCGCAGCAAGACGUUUGGAGAAGGGAUGAGGAGCGACCAAGUGAAGGCCUGGUUAGAUGACCACUCAGACUUCACCAGGGCGUACUUUUUACGCAGAGCUUCAGCGAUGAGUCCACAGCCUGAGAUGUCCCCACUGCCGCGCAGGGUUUCCAGGAGCAGCUCUGAGCACUCUGGCCUCGUCAUGAAGGCUCUUCACCGCAGAUCUUCCUCUCCGACGACCAGCUCACACCUGAACAGCUCAUCUUUAACUGACAGGACCAAAUCUCUCACUUCCAAUCUCAGCAGCCGCGAAUGGGUGGAUCAAUUCUGUCAAGACGCACUCGGAAGUCACCGCCCUUGCUUUCCAUCCCACUUCUCUUGUUCCCCCUGCCAUCCACUUUCUCCCAUUUGCCCCUGCUCUCCAGAUGUGCCCCAGUCUCCACAACUUCUGACGCCCACUGCUACAAAGACUACCGUUUGCGGUAGUGGUGAAGGCUGCCCGUGGAUGAUGGAGCUCCUGGGAGGAGGCCUACAAUGGAUGGGUUCUGUAGCGGAGCUCUGCCAGGAGGCUGUUGUGCAUAUUGGGGAACUGCUGGCCCCUGAGGGCAGCUGCCUCUCCCUCGUGAGGAAAGACUGUGGUGGAAGAAGCACCUUGGAGGAGGUGGUAGCCCUGACAUCACCGGGCCGCUUGAGCGAGGGCAACCUGUACAGCAAUGCACAUCUAGAGCUGGUGAAGAGUAUCAUGGGAUGUGUGUUGGCGACAGGUUCACCAAUGAACCUGAGAGAUACGCCCGAGGACCCAAGAUUCAACUUACAUAUUGAUCAGUCAUCAAAGAUCAGGAGUGUUUUGGGUGUUCCCAUGAAGAACCACUGGAGAGAGGUGGUAGGUGUGGUGGUGAUGAUCAACAAAAGAAGUGGCUGCGAUGGAUCACCUUCUGGUUUUACAAACAUGGAUGAAAAGGUGAUGUCCAAUCACAUGGAUGUGUUGGGGAUGGUGCUGGAUAAUGUCCAGCUGUAUGAGAGCUCCAGACAAGAGGCUAAACGCAGCCAGGCCUUGAUAGAAAUGGCACAGGUAUUAUCAAAAGAACACCAGUCCUUUGAGGUUCUACUGAGUAAGAUGGCUGCCACCAUCAUGCCCUUCACACAUGCUCAGUACUGCACCAUCUUCAUCCCCAGCAAGCAAACUUCAGUCACAGAAGACAACAUUUCAUUCUCACGAGUGAUACACUUGGAGUGUGAGGAGCUCGGAUCAACUUGCCAGAUCUACAGAAGGGAGCGUGACAUCAGCGAUAUAGAUCCAACGUAUGCCUUACAAACAUUGAUGGCCAUGGAAACACUUAACAUGUCAAAGACUUCUGAGGAAUCAGUAAUGAGCCUCAUCUGCUGCCCUGUACGAAAUGAAAGGUCUGAAAAUGUUAUCGCUGUGUGCCAGCUGAUGAACAAACAGAGCAGAGAUUCAGAUGAGAUGGAAGCCUUUAACCGAUAUGAUGAACGCCUCCUGGAAGACCUGGCAGUGUACUGUGGCCUGGCUCUACAGUACGCUCAGGCUGUCCAGAUCACAGAGGAGCGGAGGGCCAGUAUAGAGGUCACACAGGAGGUUCUUGCAUACCAUAUCACGGCAGCAGAGGAGGAAAUCCAGGCACUGCAGGAGGCUAUGAUUCCCUCUGGUGAAUCAUUGAAUAUUUUCGACUUCCAUUUCUCUGGUUUUGGCCUCCCAGAUGACCUGACCACUCAGGCCACCAUUCGCAUGUUCCUAGACCUCAAUUUGGUGCAGGAUUUUAACAUCGAUUACAAGAGUCUCUGCCAGUGGGUUCUGACUGUGAAACGUGGUUACAGGAACAGGGUACCUUAUCACAACUGGAACCAUGCACUGAGCACUGCUCAAAGCAUGUUUGCGAUGCUCAUGGCCACAGGCCAACUACAGACUAUAUUUUCCCGUCUGGAGAUCCUAGCAUUGAUGAUAGCCACUCUGAAUCACGAUCUCGACCACAGGGGUGUUAAUAAUUCCUACAUAGAAAGGACUCAGCAGCCUUUAGCUCAGCUGUAUGGACACUCUUCUCUAGAGAACCACCACUACAACUUGUGCCUCUUCAUCCUAAACAACACUGGGAGUCAGAUUCUCAGCGGUCUGUCUACAGAAGACCACAAAACUGUACUACACUUGAUCAAAAGAGCGAUCCUCGCCACUGACCUGACUGUCUACAUGGAGAGAAGAAAAGAAUUCUUCAGUCUUGCCAAGAAAAAGAGAGUGAGCUGGAAGAGCGAGAAACAGCGAGAUCUGCUGAGAUCAAUGUUGAUGACAGCAAGUGACCUCUCUGCUAUUACAAAGCCGUGGCCUGAACAAAGACGGAUUGCCAACCUGGUUGCCAAAGAGUUCUUUGCACAAGGGGAUAAAGAGAGGGAGCAGUUCAAAAUUGAGCCCAUAGAUGUGAUGAACAGAGAAAACAGCACUCGACUGCCAAACAUGCAAGUUGAAUACAUUGAUGAGAUCUGCUAUCCGCUCUAUAAGACUGUAUCAGGACUCUUCAACAGCUGCUCUCCGUUGCUGAGUGGUUGUAAGAAGAACAGGGAAAACUGGCUGCAGCUCGCUGAGGAGGCAGAGGAAGACAACAAUGAAAACAGCAGUACUGUAACCUUCGAGACACAUAAAAGCAUUGAUGAAGAGACCCAGACUGAGGAAUAAAGACUGGACAGAAGAUGAAGACAAUGACUUUGGAAGCAAAAAGAAAUCUCAUGCUGCACCUCAUCCUCUCCUGGACACAUCUUAACCAAACUAUGAUCUGAUGCCUACACAGCAGAAUUUGGAUGAAGAAGUACGUCAAUGUACAAUUGUAACCAAUGUAAAGCUUGUCACCAAUAUGAAGUCCAACACUGAUGUGUUUCCUGGUCAUUAAAACUAUGAACGUCUGCUAAAUUAAUUAAAUCAUUUUUAUACCAUAUAUGUACACUUUUAUCUAUGCAACACUUAGUUUUACAAAUUCAUAUCCAGAUUUGCAAAUGCAUACCAAGCUUUUGAAAUGUGUGUAGAUUUUAAAAUGUACAAAAAUGUUUCCUUAAUCCUUACAUGUUAUUAAAUUUGUACAAUUAUUUUGAGAUGUAUGUUUUAUUCACCUUUUGAUGCACUCUGAGAUUAGAUUUUACAAAUGUGUUGUUUUUAUAUAUACAUUUUUAAAUUAUGAUUAUUAUUGAUAUCUUCUACUAUGCAAUCAGCAGUUACAGCCUGAACAUUUAUAAAACCUGGUCACAAGUCAUUGCUGGUCUACGAGCCUCGUGACUACAGCCUUUUGAAGGAUUUUGAUAGUUUAGUGUCAGAAUUACUUGGUUAGCUGAAAAUUCAGAAAAAUACAUUUCAUGUAAUUUUCAGUUUAUGAUAAUAAAAAGUUAGGGAAAAAUAUGUCAUUUGCCACACAUAGUACAAUAUGCAUUUUCAAAAUAAUGUCAUGUAAUGUAUUACAGUAUCGUUGCCACUUUAUCUGUACAGCUUUAGAGCUAAUAGACAUCAAGAUUUGUCAUAAAUCAAUAAUUUAAAAAAAAUCAUGAGGAAUAAAAGGCCAGAAAAGCCUUACAUUAAUUCAACAUUCCCUUUUAAAGUGAUGUUUGGAACAAAUUUUCAUCAUUGACUGUUUCAUCGAGUGUAUUGAGGAUAUCUCACUUUAUUUUGAAAUGCUU